AUGAGCAUACCCCUCUGCAGCCAGCACGCCCUGCUCACCCGGUGGGGCGGGGUGGUGGUGCUGCCCUGCCGGCCGGGCAAGUACGUGCGGCGGUGGGCCGGCCGCAAGCCUCAGCGGCGACCGAGCCUGGCCAGCCGGCGCGUGCCGCUGUGGGUCGUCGCCACCUCGCUCGUCGGGUCCUUCCUGGGCAUCUUCCUCGUCGGCCUCCUCGACGACUUCCUCUACUCGCCCGGCGACGUCCCGCUCAAUCUGGUAGGCGGACAUGCCCUCUCCUCGUUCAUCGGAGUCUCAUGCCACAAACUAUUUGCACACGUCUCAAUGCCGUUGGCUGCCGCGUUGGCCGUUUCAAUAUCGAUCGCCGUCAUGCAGCUCACCUGCACGCUGCACCCGCCCGGAGGAGCGAGCGCGAUCAUAGCCGUGUUGGCUUCGGGGAAGGUGGUGGAGGCCGGCUACUACUACGUGGUCACCACGGUGCUGGGCGCGCUGGUCAUGCUGGCUGUCGCGCUCGCCGUCAACAAUCUCCCCCGGCCACCAAACCUCAGGCACGCACCGCCUCUUCGACCGAAAAACAAAUAA
Messenger RNA from Acanthamoeba castellanii str. Neff, 576 nucleotides. Its product is annotated as HPP family protein. The transcript is spliced from 5 exons. The record is from RefSeq and is a predicted model, not a curated record. Bases 1 to 576 code for a protein of 191 amino acids. Lineage: Eukaryota; Discosea; Longamoebia; Acanthamoebidae.